Messenger RNA from Haliaeetus leucocephalus (bald eagle), 1649 nucleotides. Its product is annotated as chromosome unknown open reading frame, human C5orf34. Bases 15 to 1649 code for a protein of 544 amino acids. NCBI's taxonomy places the organism in Eukaryota, Metazoa, Chordata, Aves, Accipitriformes, Accipitridae. The transcript has 11 exons. The record is from RefSeq and is a predicted model, not a curated record.
GGCCCUCCGGGGAGAUGGAGGCCGAAAGGCUGAUGGUGCUGUACGGGGACGACUCGGUGGAGGAACAACUUCUGCGUGCUCUGGACUUCCGGAACAAGUUUGCUUCUCGCCCGUACUUACCUUCACACGUUAUACCUCCCGAAAGAAAAAAGAUUCUUUUCAGUGAUAUCUUAGAAGUUAGAUGGCCUGACCCUACUACGGCUGAUCUGACAAGAUUUAUAGACAAUGGCAGUGUGAAGAUCUCAUCAGUAGAUGGUUAUGCUCACCUUUACCUGUCAGAAUUGCAGCAAGAAUUUACAGUGGAGUUCUUAUGCAAAGUCAGCCAGUCAUCUGCAGCAUCUUCACGCUCCUCUCAAAAGAACAGCGACUAUCAAACCGGAGAUCAGUAUGGAAAAUCAAGUAAAAAAUCUGUUGCAGAAAUGUCAUUGAAACAAAUGAGAACAGAGAAUAAGAAGAAUGAACAUGGUUGUGCUGAAGGUAAAUGCAGAGAACCAGCCAUACCAGCAGACCAAAAAGACAGAGAUGGAGUCCCUUUGUUCUACACAAAUUGUUCUGAAUACACAUGGGUUACACAGCGUUGGUCUGUUUCCUCCUACCCAGAACAAUGGAAGUACCCUUUGUUCUUGGCACUAAUGUGCUGUAACUUACAUACUGUUAAGAAUGUAAUGAAGACAUGUGAGAAAAACAACCAUACAUCUAUAGGAGCUGAUGUUUUAAUAGACCCUGAAACACGUGAAAGGGUUUCUUGUUUACCUACAGCUUUGCCACUCAGCUGCAGAGCCCCACAUUUACACAGGUGGACUUCCUGUGACUUCUUUCAGAAUCGAGGUACUGAAAAGUAUUCCUGCCCUCAGCUAAUUCAAAUUGUAUGGUGCCAGGGUGUUCUGUAUAGAUUUAUCCAUGAUAGGACAAACAUCACAGAAAUUUAUCCUGGUGAUGACUCAUUUUUCAAGUCAGAGGGAGCAUUUUUGGGAAACUAUUUCAUACAUUAUGCAAUCCAAAAAGGAACAAAAAAGAGAGAAGAAAAGAUGUAUUCAGUAAACAGCUUACCUCCUGAUGUACCAGGAAAUCCAUACUCUAUAUCCUCUGUUGUUACUCAGGCAACCAAAAUACUUCAGUACUGCUACAAGACUAAACUAUCGUUAACUCAUAACUGUUAUCUCUGCUGCUGGAAAAUGGUACCUGAGACAGAUGGACGAGAAAUGUUGCCAGUUUUGCUGUAUGAAAAGGUUAUUCCCAGCAUUGGAAGACUCAUUGUGUACUCGGAUCAUAAAGUCCAUACUGCUUUUUGGGAUGGUAUGACCUUGAUUAUGAUCUGGGAUUUCAGCUCUUCCUGUAGUAAGAUCCAGGUAAAUGAAGAUGUAGGCUGGUGUAAGUUAACUACUCCUGAUGGGGUACAGCAGCUAAUAAAAAUAAGUCAUCCUGGAAUCUAUGAAAGGUACAUCAGAACAGCAAUAGAGUGGUGCAGAAGUUUGAAUGAAAGAAAGGAGAUUCCUGAAUAUACAGCACACUCUGUAACUGAAGAAAAUUGGUCUGCUGAUGUUGAGCUUGAAAAAAUACAGAGAUUUAACUGUAUCCUUUUGAAAGCUGUAAAGAUUUUUCACUUUUAUAUUCUGUUGUUCAUCUGCAUAUUCAAAUCUGCAUUUUAG